AUGUCGGGUCGAGGCAAAGGAGGUAAAGCUAAAUCAUCAGCCAAAGCUAAGACACGCUCUAGCAGGGCUGGUCUACAAUUUCCCGUUGGUCGAAUACAUCGGCUUCUUCGCAAGGGAAACUAUGCUGAACGUGUUGGCGCUGGUGCUCCAGUGUAUCUAGCAGCGGUAUUGGAGUAUCUUGCCGCAGAAGUGCUCGAAUUAGCGGGUAAUGCUGCUCGUGAUAAUAAAAAGAGCCGCAUCAAUCCUCGUCAUCUACAGUUAGCCGUACGUAAUGACGAAGAACUAAACAAACUUCUUUCUGGAGUCACUAUCGCUCAAGGUGGUGUGCUGCCGAAUAUUCAUGCUGUUCUGCUGCCAAAGAAGAUUGCGGGUGAUAAAGAAUGA
Messenger RNA from Brugia malayi, 384 nucleotides. Its product is annotated as Histone H2A, putative. The coding region runs from base 1 to 384 and encodes 127 amino acids. The record is from RefSeq and is a predicted model, not a curated record. Gene Ontology annotation, molecular function: DNA binding; protein heterodimerization activity; structural constituent of chromatin. Gene Ontology annotation, cellular component: nucleosome. The transcript is spliced from 3 exons. NCBI's taxonomy places the organism in Eukaryota, Metazoa, Nematoda, Chromadorea, Rhabditida, Onchocercidae.